CACAGGAUCAAUCAAUGGAAGCGCUGUUAAUAAAUUGCGUGGAGAAAAGCUUGAAUCAAUUCACACUCAACAACGCCAUUUUCUUAUGCGAACGUCUCCGUGCUGAAUUUCCCUCUGAGGUGAACUUACAAUUAUUGGCUAGGUGUUAUUUGACUAACAAUCAAGCUUAUAGUGCAUAUCAUGUUUUAAGAGGCUCAAAAAUGGCUCAAUCUCGCUACUUGUUUGCAUUAUCAUGCUUUAAGAUGAAUCUUCUCAGUGAAGCCGAAGCUGUGCUCUUGCCCACUGAGGCUUGUGAAGAAGUCCCAAAUGGUGCUGCAGGCCACUAUCUUCUUGGACUUAUAUACAGGUGCAAUGACAGGAGGGAGAAGGCAGUUGAAUAUUUCAGGAAGGCAUUGUCAAUUGAUCCAUUAUUUUGGGCAGCAUACGAGGAACUUUGUAUCUUAGGUGCUGCUGAAGAAGCCAAUAUAAUGUUUGGUGAAGAAGCAACUUGCCGUCUGCAAGAACUUUACCUAGUUCAUGAAUCAAGUCAUUUGCAGACAGCUAGUGAUGAUCAGUUUUUGGAUUUAGAUGGUACUUUUCAGUUGGAAGGUAUGAACUUAACGCGUAUGAAACAUGUGCAAGGGCAUGACCUAAAAGACGCACAUCAAAGUCAUCAUGAAGAAGCUGUUUUAGAUGAAUCUGUUACACCAGUUAUAAGUGACUGUCCGUCAAAUGUGCCAUUUUGCCAUACUCCAUCCCCGGUACCUCCAGAUCUGUCAGGUAUUGCUCCUCUGCCUUCCUGUAGAAAUGUGCAACUCAAAUCAAACAUUCAAAGAGGUGAAGGCUCAGCAAAGUCUAUAAUUGAUGUUUCUCAAAGAAAAUUUAUUGAAGAUAAAUCAAUGAAGGUCCCUAGAAGGUUCACUUCUGAUUUUCGACUGCGCCGAAGUGCUAGAAUUGCUGCACGCAAGAAUGCAACUGCCUCAACAUGUACAUUGAACCCCUUAUCAUUUCAUUCUUCAACGGAUGAUAAAGGCCAAAAUGAACAUAUUAAGGAAGGGAAAUGGCUUCAGACCCCUGGUGAUGCUAGUUCAGAUUAUACAGCUGUGAUUUCAAGUACAUCUUCAUUUGCUAAUGAUAGAUCCUUCCAAAAAAAUUUGAGUAUGAAACCUAGUGGUUCUAUCACAGAUAGUUCAAGUAUUGUAUCUGGCAUCACAGAUACACUGGAUCUCAUGAGGCAUAUUGGGGAGGGCUAUAGACUUUUGUGCAUGUAUAGGUGUCAGGAGGCUCUAAAUGUCUAUCAAAAGCUUCCACAGAAGCACUAUAAUACAGCAUGGAUUCUUUCCCAGGUUGGAAAAGCUUAUUUUGAGCUAGUGGAUUACUUAAAUGCUGGACAUGUCUUUGGUCUUGCACAUCAAAUAUCUCCAUAUGCUUUAGAAGGAAUGGAUAAAUACUCUACAGUUCUUUAUCACCUUAAGGAGGAUAUGAAACUAAGCUACUUGGCACAAGAGCUAAUAGCAGUUGAUCGCUUAGCUCCAGAAUCUUGGUGUGCUGUUGGAAACUGUUACAGUUUGCAGAAGGAUCAUGAGACUGCUCUCAAAAUAUUUUUGCGGGCUGUAAAGCUUAAUUCAAGAUUUGCAUAUGCCCAUACGCUAUGCGGUCAUGAGUAUGCAGCACUUGAAGAUUAUGAAAAUGGAGAAAAGUGCUACCAAAGUGCCCUCAGGGUAGAUGUGAGACAUUACAAUGCCUGGUAUGGUCUUGGAAUGAUCUACUUCCGCAAAGAGAAUUUUGAAUUUGCCGAGCACCACUUUCAACAGGCUCUCCAACUAAACCCUCAUUCUUCAGUUAUAAUGUGCUAUCUUGGAAAUACUUUACAUGCCCAAAAGAAAAGCAAUGAAGCCUUCCAAAUGCUGGAGAAAGCUAUCAUAACCGACAAGAGAAAUCCACUCCCUAUGUACUACAAAGCUGACAUGUUACUGAGCCUUGGAAUCUUUGAUAAAGCUUUGGAAGUUCUGGAGGAGCUAAAAGAGUAUGCCCCUUGUGAAAGCAGUAUACAUGCAUUGAUGGGCAAAGUUUACAAAGAGUGUAAAAUUUAUGACAAGGCCAUGCUCCAUUUUGGAAUUGCUUUGGACUUAAAACCAUUUGCAUCAGAUGCUAUUAUCAUAAAGGCUUGCAUGCAAACUUUACUUGCACAAGAUCAAUUGGAGAGCAACUUCAACUGAGAUGCAUGGAAGAUACUACAUAAUCGGCUUUCACAACUUCACUGUGUAAGGCAGAUUAUUUGCACAUCUGUUGCAGACUCUUUGAAUGAUGCUUGGUUGCUGAUGGAUGGACAUACUUCAGAUUUCAUAAAGAGUUGAAUUUGCAGCAAAGGCGGCAUCUGGUGAAACCCCAAUCCAAUCACCAAAUGCCAUAAAUCUUUAAGGCAUCUCAGCUUGGGUAUUGCCAUUUCUGAUAGCUACUAGUUUAAUGAGAGAUUCAGUGUGGCCAUCCAUGGUUGGCUGUUCAGUUUUUUUCAAUUGCGCAACUUUGAGAUCAGUUUCUUCAAAAUUCUCUUAGCCUUGAUUUUGAUUUGCAAUAGGACCCUUCAAAUCUUCAAGACCCUUACCGUAGGGAGCUAACCAUCCCAGUACCCUCAUCUCUUGUUUCAUCUCGGAGCAUCUCCUUCCUAACUCCGUACAAGAAAACCUAACUUGCUUUGCACCCCAAAUCUAUAGUUCCAUAUUUAAUUUAAUAAUUCCCAUGCUCGGCAUGAGAAUCUUCAAUCUGCUGUAUCAACUAAAUGGAGAUUACUAUGAGGAGAACUACUCCACCAACUCUCUUGCCAGUAUAGGUUUUUGAUCUAUAAGUUUGUCCGCUAGAAUGAUAAACUAUUGAAGCUUGUUGCAUUGAUUAUUGCCCUGUGAGGUACAGAUGGAA
Messenger RNA from Carica papaya (papaya), 2895 nucleotides. It is a transcript of the gene CDC27A, whose product is annotated as Tetratricopeptide repeat (TPR)-like superfamily protein. NCBI's taxonomy places the organism in Eukaryota, Viridiplantae, Streptophyta, Magnoliopsida, Brassicales, Caricaceae. Gene Ontology annotation, molecular function: protein binding. The record is from RefSeq and is a predicted model, not a curated record. Gene Ontology annotation, cellular component: cytoplasm; anaphase-promoting complex. Gene Ontology annotation, biological process: anaphase-promoting complex-dependent catabolic process; metaphase/anaphase transition of mitotic cell cycle; protein ubiquitination.